This is a messenger RNA of Magnolia sinica, 1158 nucleotides long. RefSeq names its product putative receptor-like protein kinase At3g47110. Gene Ontology annotation, molecular function: protein binding. The transcript is spliced from 2 exons. The coding region runs from base 1 to 1158 and encodes 385 amino acids. The record is from RefSeq and is a predicted model, not a curated record. Lineage: Eukaryota; Viridiplantae; Streptophyta; Magnoliopsida; Magnoliales; Magnoliaceae.
AUGGAGCUGUUGCCCAUGAGCCUAACAAGGGCAAUUUGGUUAUUUCUAAUCAGUGCCAUCCUUCUCUGUUCCAUUCAAGUUCCAUGCUUCAUUGGAUCUGCCGCUAACUUCUCCAACGAAACGGAUCGCCUUUCUUUGCUCUGCUUCAAAGAUCAGGUAACCGACGAUCCUCUCAAUUCCUUGAGCUCUUGGGACGAUAAUCUCCACUUCUGCUACUGGCAAGGAAUCACAUGCAGUGGUCUCCGGCAUCCUCAGAGAGUCACCGCCUUGAACCUCACCGGCCAGAACUUGGUGGGCCGCAUCUCUCCCUUCAUUGGGAACCUCACCUUCCUCAGGAUAAUCAAUCUCGCAAACAACAGCUUCCACGGGAAGAUUCCUGAAGAGAGAGGCCGUUUGCGUCGCCUGCGGUAUCUCAGUCUCACCAAUAACACAUUCACCGGAGAAAUUCCAGCAAAUCUGACCCACUGUUUGAAACUCGAAGUCCUUAAUCUUUACGGGAAUCAGCUGUCUGGGAGGAUUCUGAUUCCAACUGAGGUUGGCUCUCUAUUGAAGCUCACAAGAUUGGACCUUGGUAACAACAAUCUUAUAGGAAGCAUACCACCUUCACUUGGAAACCUUUCGUCUCUCACUUACCUUUAUCUCCGAAGAAAUAGUCUGACGGGCAGCAUCCCGGGUGAAUUCAGCCAGUUGGUAAGCUUAGAGGUUCUUAGCAUAAGUGAAAAUGAAGUUUCAGGACCCAUACCAGUUUCAUUAUCCAAUGCUUCUGGGCUUUUAGUUAUUAAACUUGCUAUCAACAGUUUUAGUGGGUCCGUGCCUAUGAAUUUUGGAAGACUCAAGGGUCUCUCCAAAUUAUAUUUGGGAGGCAAUCGACUUGGAAUUGGGAAAUCUCACGACUUGAGUUUUCUCCAUUCUUUGACAAAUUGCAGUAGCUUGCAAGAAUUGGACGUAAGCGAUAAUCGUCUCAGCGGUUCGUUGCCUGACUCUAUGGGCAAUCUUUCAACCCAGCUGAGAAUACUAUGGUUAGGGAGUAACAGGAUAUUCGGAAGCAUACCAUCUGGGAUUCAGAAUCUUGUCGGCUUAACAACACUGAGAAUGGAGUACAACUCUCUUACAGGUAUUAUUCCCAUUGGUGUUGUGAAGCUUAACGAAUUGAGAUGA